AUGGCCACCGUUGAUGCUGCGGCGAUGGCCACGCCUCAGACUGUUCUGGGCCAUGUGGCGAAGCUCAACGACAAUGAUCCCGACUUUCGCUUCAUGGCACUGAAUGAUCUUUUGAACAUUUUUAAAUCCGCGAAACACGACUUUCUGCAGCAUGAUUACAAUGCCGCUGCGCGCACCGUCGACAACAUCAUCACGACGCUCGAUGACCAAAACGGCGAAGUGCAAAGUCUGGCCAUUAAGUGUCUAGGUCCUCUCGUCGGGAAAAUCCCUGCCGCCCUUAUUGCGCCGAUGAUCGACAAGCUAUCGACGCUCAAGCUCAAAAACUCCGUGGACAAUUCCAUUCCAUCAUCGGCUUUGCGUCAGGUCCUUAUUGCACUCCCUCGACCUAGUCCCGGAACCCCGGCCUCGACCGAAGUCAAUAACGCAUACGCAGCUAUCAGCAGAGUGCUGAUUCCGCGUCUAGUCGGCACUGACUCCAAGACCCGUCUUCCCUCUACGAAUGAUAAGCUUGACCUUCCGAAACCCCCUGUUGGGCUGCUCAGAGACAGGGCAGAAAUCAGCGUUGAAGCUGUUGACGUAUCCAUUGAAGUCGUUCGCUGUUUUGGGCCUCUUCUUAGCCAGGAGGAAGUCGCAUUGUUGCUCAAUGCUCUCAUGCUGCUUCUUGAAGGCCAGGAGAUAACCUCUGUUGUGAAGAAGAGAGCUGUUGUUGCUGUUUCAAUGCUUGCCGUUUAUGUGUCGGACAAGCAACUGGAAAACGUCAUAAAAACACUCACGGAGGGACUGGCACGAACGGAUGCUACGCCUGUCCCUCGCCGUCUAUAUAUUUCCAUUCUUGGAAGUACGGCUCGUUCUAUUCCGUCUCGUCUUGUUAGGCACCUGCCUCGAAUUGUCGACGUCAUUCUCAACGAAUUAACGGAGAACAAGCUUGAAAGCCAUCUGGAAAGGAUGAAUGACGGCGACGACCUUGGCCUGGAAUUCAACGACGUCAGAGAAGCAGCUUUGGUGGCUCUCGAGGCUUUAUUGGCUUCUAUGCCGCAAGAAAUGCGACCAUUUACAGAUCUUGUCAUCUCGUCGUGUCUCCGUUACUUGCGUUUCGACCCAAACUAUGCGGUCGAUGAAGACGAAGAAAUGGAGGACGACGAUGAGGAGGAGGAUGAGGAAGAUGUCGACGACGAGUUCGAUGCCGAUGAUGGCUUCGAAGAUGACGACGAUGACGCGAGCUGGAAAGUACGACGCUGUGCUGCGAAAGCCAUUUAUACCCUGAUUGCCACUCGUGGCAGUGGUGACUUGCUGGAAAACGGGGUCCUGUAUAGCUCGGCCGCUCCGACUCUCGUUAAACGUGUUGCCGAGCGUGAAGAGAAUGUUCGUCUCGAGGUCAUUUCGGCACUCUCCCUUCUCAUCCGAAAAACUGGAGAAGGACUCCAUACCGAACGUAUCACUCUCGACGAGCUUGAACCCGACUUGACUGUGCAGAUGCCGAUUAGUCGCAAGAGGCGACGCCAGAGCAGUGGAGGUGGCCCCGGCAUGUCAAAAUCGAUGAUGGGCACCGGUUUAGUCUCCCCAGUCCUUGAAAAGGCACCUAUGCAUGGACCCCGCGCCGAACUGACGGCUCUUGUUCCCUCAGUUGUGAAGAUUUCGGCCAAGCAACUCAAGGGCAAGUCCAUUCCAACAAAGCAGGCCAUCAUCAGCCUACUCGAUGAUGUUGUCUCUGUGCUACGUGGUGGUCUCACUGAUCAUUUUGGGACUGUAAUUAGUAUUAUCUUGGAUGCUGUCAAGACUACUGGUUCCAACUCACUUUCGUCCUCGCUCGCGACAGGCGGAGGCACUGCAUCCGCUACUCCCAGCUCGCUCCGAGUAGCUACCCUGAAGCUGAUAAGCGACAUUUCAAAAACUCACUCCUCUAUGGUUUUGCAACCCUAUCUGACGCAGAUUGUGGACGGUGUCACGUCCGCGGUGCACGAUAGAUUUUACAAAAUUUCAAGCGAGGCCAUCCGCACAUCCGAAGAAUUGGUCAAGGCCAUCACACCACCCCGAUCACGAGGAUCUGCGCCAAAAUAUAAGGGAGAGCUCGAAAAACUGUACAACGUGAUUAUGGAUAGAGCGUCGGCGAAUGACGCAGACGCAGAGGUUCGGCAACGAGCUAUCCAUGGACUUGGCGUCAUGAUCUCUCGAACAUCCGCUGCUGACAGCGAGGCUCUAUUACCUAAAGAGAAACGCGAGGCUGCGCUGACGAUCCUUCGUGAACGCCUCAGGAACGAAACCGCCCGGCUUGCCGCCGUGCACGCCAUUGAUGGUGUUGCGGCAUCCGCCAACACUCCAGGCCAGUUGGAAAAGAGUUGGAUUCAAGAUGUGGCUUUGGAGCUUGCGGCCCAGCUCCGCAAAGCCAGCCGACCACUCCGUGGCUCAAGCAUUGCUGCACUUAAGCACCUUGUGCUAUGUAAAGCUGCUGAGGGCCAACUGGAAGCUAAUACUAUUGAAAGGGUGGUCGCCGCACUUAUGCCGACCGUAAAAAAUGCCGACACUCAUCUCCUCGGCCCCUCUCUGCUUAUUUUGGCAGACCUUGUUAGGGACCACCCGCAACUUGUUCUGACUGACGAAGCUAUUGCUGCUCUGUGUGAGCUUUUGAAGUCGCACUUGGCUGGAAUUGUUCUUGACCAGCUUCUUACGCUCACCAGUGCAGUCGGAGAAAGUGGCGUAGGUGGUCCCUUGAUGACGGCCUUGUUGCAGAACGUGAGCAUUUCGGGCGAUGCGGUUGUUGUUGGAAAGGUGAUCGGAACUCUUCUCGUCACCGGUGGGUCGUCAUCCGGAGUAUCUGUGCAGAGCUUCGUUUCGGAGCUUCAGACUAGCUCAGAAGGUGGUGACGCGGCCCGAAUCUGUCUCGCACUUGCCGUCCUUGGUGAAGCGGGCAUGAGAUUGGGCUCAAAAUCGCCGCUGAAGCCGAACCUGUUCCUUGGGCAGUUCCGCGCUGAGCCGGACAAGGUCUCCCUGGCCGCUGCCAUUGCGCUUGGCCGUGCCGGCUCCGGAAACGUACAAGCAUUCCUACCAACAAUUCUCCAGGAAAUGAAGAAUGGAGGCAACACUCAGUAUCUGUUGAUUCAGUCGAUUAAAGAGAUUCUGCAGUCUGUUUCCGACCAGUCAACUGAUCUUCGGGACCAAGCUGUGUCCAUUUGGGACCAGUUGCUUCAGGCCUCGGAUACUGUGGACAACAAAGUGGUUUGUGCAGAGUGUGUAGGUCGUUUGACAACGCUUGACCCGACUAAUUUCAUGCCCAAACUUCAGUUACUGCUCAAGGCUUCGUCGACAAGUGUACGCGGCAUGGCUGUGCAGGCAGUGCGUUACACACUCCCCGAGUGUGAUGAAGCUUUCGAUGCUGUGCUGCGUCAAGUGUUGAUCGAUAUGCUGCUCACGAUACUGCAAGAUAAAGACACGGAGAUUCGUCGUCUGGCAAUGACGACACUGAAUUCUGCCGCCCACAACAAACCCGACUUAAUUUUGCCCCAUCUCGGUCAGCUAAUGCCAUUCGUGCUUACCGAAUCGGUCGUGAAGCCAGAAUUGGUGCGUGAAGUGCAGCUUGGGCCAUUCAAACACACCGUGGACGAUGGCUUGGAAGUUCGAAAGAGUGCCUAUGAAACGCUGUACGCCUUGAUGGAGACGGCCUUUAGUCGAAUCAAUAACAUUGACUUUUACGACCGCAUUAUCGCGGGCCUCGGAGACGACAAUGAUAUUCGACAGCUUUGUAACCUGAUGAUUACGAAGCUCAUUGUUAUCGACCCUGACGAGACUGCACGUCGACUGGAUGCGAUUGCAGAAGCUUAUAGAAGCGUCCUGUCGACAAAGCUUAAGGAGAACGCGGUAAAGCAAGAGAUUGAGAAGCAAGAAGAAGCAAACAAGAGCGUUCUGCGUGUCACUAUUCUCCUGGGCGGGAAGAUGAAGGAGCUCACAGGCCAUGCUAGCGCUGUCACGAGUGCCGCCGGCGUAUCGAGUGUCUGGACGGGCUACUGGGAAUGGGCUAACAAGACCUUCGAAUCUCAGCUCAAGAGCUUGCGCGAAGAGAAUAGGGAGCUGCAAACACGAAUGGUUUGA
Cordyceps fumosorosea ARSEF 2679 is the source of this 4083-nucleotide messenger RNA. RefSeq names its product cullin binding protein CanA. Bases 1 to 4083 code for a protein of 1360 amino acids. The record is from RefSeq and is a predicted model, not a curated record. NCBI's taxonomy places the organism in Eukaryota, Fungi, Ascomycota, Sordariomycetes, Hypocreales, Cordycipitaceae. Gene Ontology annotation, cellular component: nucleus. Gene Ontology annotation, biological process: protein ubiquitination; SCF complex assembly. The transcript is spliced from 4 exons.